Molecule: messenger RNA, 3087 nt
Organism: Anopheles stephensi (Asian malaria mosquito)
Lineage: Eukaryota; Metazoa; Arthropoda; Insecta; Diptera; Culicidae
Product: m7GpppX diphosphatase-like
Exons: 3
Coding region: 212-1396 (394 amino acids)
Biological process (GO): deadenylation-dependent decapping of nuclear-transcribed mRNA; proteasome-mediated ubiquitin-dependent protein catabolic process; protein polyubiquitination
Cellular component (GO): ubiquitin ligase complex; nucleus; P-body
Molecular function (GO): ubiquitin protein ligase activity; hydrolase activity; RNA 7-methylguanosine cap binding
Source: RefSeq, a predicted model, not a curated record
AUAUAGAUCUGCUGUCAUGCUGUCAGAUUGUUAGCGAUGGCGUCAAAAAAACGCGGUUUUCGGCUGGCGUUCUUAAUUUGUUGUUACUGAUAAGCUCGGCUCGUACAGGAUACAGCCACUCGCGCGAUACCGACAUUCCCCGUUUCAGUAAGGAUCUGUUAACGCUGUAGCGACCCCAAAACUACGCCAAAAGCUUCCGCCAGGCGCUGACAUGCUGAAAACAAGCACCGCAACGAACGAUAACGGCACUAACAAGGUCAGCGAAUGUAAUGUUGUCGAUGAAUCACCGUCUCAACGUCAACGCGAAGGUCAGCAACCACCAGCACCAGUACCACCAACCGAACAAAGCACGGCCGACGAAAUAUGUUACGAUCUGGCCCAGUUUCGUACCGUGCGCGUGCUGAACAAUAACAGUACGCACAAGUGUGUCGCCCUGCUGGGGCAUUUCGGCAAUCUUUCGCCAGACAAGCAGGCCAUCGUCGUGCUCGAAAAGCGGGCCUUCACCGAGACCGAGAUUACGACAGCUUGCACGCCAACGCAGCGUGAAAAAAUUGCACACAGUGAAAGUGAACCCGAGCGUGCGAACGUGGGCGAGAAAGCGGUACCAGCUGGCAGCGAGCGGACGUUUUUCACCUCGUCUUCCCGUUUGCACAAGGAGUUCGUUAAUGACGUGUACGGGAACUUCCUUUGCACGGUGGAUCCCGAGCUGAACCGUUUGAAGGUGUCCAUCAUCUAUCCCGCUUCGGAGAAACAUAUCGUGAAGCAUACUGCACAGCAUCGGUACAUGGUCGAUGAGACGGCCGAACGGUACAGGAACAUUACGUUGCCACACCUGGACCAGGAGCAGCUAAGUCUGGAGUGGCUUUACAACGUACUGGAACACCGCAAAGAGAAGGAACGUAUACUGUACGAAGAUCCGUGCGACGAAAACGGAUUCAUUCUGCUGCCCGAUCUGAAAUGGGACGGUAAAACGGUCGAACAGCUGUAUCUGCUGUGCUUGGUCCGCCGACGUGAUAUUCGUUCGCUGCGUGAUCUUACUCCGGCCCAUCUACCACUGCUUCGCAACGUACAGGCGCGCGGAACUUCCGCCAUCGAGGAACGUUACGGUAUCGGAGCAUCGCAGUUACGCAUCUAUUUGCACUAUCAACCCACAUUCUACCACUUGCAUAUGCACUUCACCUAUCUGCAGUACGAUCCCCCGGGAACGGGCUGUGAGAAGGCGCAUCUCUUAUCGACGGUGAUCAAUAACAUUGAGCUGGUGGGUGAUUACUACCAGCGGGCGACACUUUCCUACACGCUAAAGGAAACUGAUAAGCUGUACGCCAAGUUUCUCGCUGCAGCGGUCGAAGAACCUGCUGCAAAGCGCGUCAAAACGGAUCUUGACCCGUCGCAGUAGGCACGACAGCUGGAGAAGAAGAAGAAAAGAAGGAAAAAAGCGCCCACCCCAACAAAUCCUCACUAUCGAGCUAAAAGCUUCGUACCAAGCAUUGGCAGCUAUUUAUUGGUAGAGUUAUCAACCAUCAGACAAGCAAAAACAUGAUCCCGUCCACGGGUAAGAUUGAUCGGUUGCUGGUCGAGCUACGGCCACGGUUACAAUGCGCCAACUUCUUCAUCUCGUUCCCACGCAAGUUUGCCGACAUCGAAUCGACCACCAUCGAGCUGGCCACCGAUCGGAUAACGAUCGUUAUGAAGGGUGAGCGCGAGCGGUACGAAAUACGUACGGGCGACUACUUCCAGCUUCACACCCAAACGCUCAGCUCGCUCGUCAUUAAGAAUCGAUACAUCUGCUUCCGGGUGAACACGAACGAGAGUGUGUUCGGUUCCGAGCGGCUAUCCACCGGCCAGGCAAUGCAGGAUGAAGAGCCCUGCCGAUUAGCGUGUAAUGUGGAGGCUUGCAAAAAGUAUCGCGUUCUAUGCAACAACUGCGGUGGACCGCUAGUCGAACAGCCGUCCGACCAAGACGAGCCGGGAAUAUCGUUCAACCGCGUACUGGAGCUACCCUCGGAGCAGCUAGACACCGACGAUUGGUUCUGCCAUCGACACGAUCAUCAUCCAAGCGAUGGGGCGCAGCAGGACGCUAGCUGCCAGGGUGAAUCGUCCGCGCAGCUUAGCACGAAAUUUGAACCACAGCAGCACGAUCUUUUCUACGGCACCUUUUACGCGCUGCUACAUCGGUCCAUACUCCAGCGGGUUCAUAUCCGCAACGAACGGUUCGUGUACUGCAAGCGAUGCCUACAGUAUCUCGGCACCACCCGAAAGAAUCGAUCUUCGGUAAAGCUGUGGUACGAAAGCGUACGCUUCCAGCCGGAACGAUCGAUACCGCUGGCACUGUUUCGAGCGGACGAUGCUUUGGAGCUGUUUCACCAUCUCGUACGCAAGACGGUGCGCGAGUUCAACUUCGUCACUCAUCUCGGUCUUCCGCCGUCCAUAAAGCUAAUGUUUGAACUGCGCCGCCCCGGAAUGGAGGGAGACGUUUUCUAUCUGCUAAUGCAAAUCAUGGACUGCCAGCUAAGCGUGUUUCGUGCGAAGCAGAAGCGUACCGCAUCUGGAUCGUCCGAAUCGUGCUCGGAUGAUGUCGACGAUGAUCGAGGCAAAAGCGUGGAUCCGGAAACAGAACUCCUCCCCUCUAAUAGAGGUGGUGUGGCGGACGGCACAGCGGGAGAUGAAGAGGGCAACGAUGACGAUGAUGAUGAUGUGUUUAUAGAAAAUGCGUACCGAAAGCAUACGAUCAAGCUGGAACGGCACCGGGCCAUGAAGCUGAUGUAUCAGUACGAAAAGUACGACGAGCAGCCGCUGUACGUCUUCUGGCGGGAGGACAGUAACGUUGUCAAUCUGGAGCUUUCGGAACCGAUGUUCAGUGCAGCGGUACGCUAUCUGGACGCAAACUCCAGCUACGUGCCCGAAUGUUAUCGCGUGAAUCUUGGAUUUAGCAUGAGCUAUCUGGAUAUUUCUUAAAGCAGCAGCGUUGCGUGUACGAACGUAGAAGAACUUGACCACAAACCAAAAUCUGUUAUUGCCGGUAGUAGUGUAGGGAGUGAGAAGGAGGACGUGUUUUUCUGAAAAUAAAUGUUUUUAUGUGAAUGAAAA